AUGGCGGGCAGGCCAUUAGCUCCAGCUAAUGGUCUUCCCCCUCUUCUCAGUCCGAGAGGGAGGGAAGGUGGGGGGAGUGUGAGUGGUUCGGGUGAGGCUGGUGAUGGAGCGGCUGCCCUUGGUGGUUUGGGGGGUGGUGAGUGGCCUGUUCUUGGUGGUUCUAUAGGUGGUGCUGAUGUUUUGGGCUUGGAUGUUUCGGUGGUGCAAGGUGAUGGCAAUGGUGGUAGGCUGCUGCAUGUUGGAGGUCCUUCGGCUGUGGGGGAAAAUACUCUUGUUUUGGAUGAUCCGUUGGAGGAGGGUGCUGGUUCUGGAGUUCUUUUACAGCAGCAGGAAGGUUCUUCAAGUGGUGCAUAUGAGAAGACAAGGAAGAAUGUUGAGAUUGAUGGUGCUUUGGCUGCGAAAUGCCCGGAUUCGAUGAUUAAGAAAGGUCUUGAGAAGUGGAAGAACACCCUUAUGGGGCACUUUAUUGGGGGCAGGCCUAGCUUUAUUUUUGCCCGGGAUAUGUUGUUGAAACAAUGGAAGAUUGCAGGCCAUGUUGAGGUUAAUUUAUUAGACAGUGGAAUUUUCGUUUUUCAUUUUAACCUUGAAGAUGACAAGACUAAAGUUCUCGAAGGGGGGCCAUGGUAUGUUCAACGAAGACUAAUGAUUCUGCGCCCUUGGAGUCCAGAUGCUUGCUUGGAUAGGGUUGAUUUAUGUUCUGUCCCGGUUUUGAUUUCUCUUCCCAACCUUCCGUUUCAUUUCUGGUCUUCUGAGGCUCUUAGUUCGAUUGGGAGUGUCAUUGGAAAGCCUAUUAUGACUGACAAAAUGACUAGAUCCAUGGAGAGGCUGUCCUAUGCUCACUUGUGUGUGAAAGUUGCUGCGGACAAAGAUCUUCCCUCUUCCAUUCCAGUUUAUAGAGAUGAUGGCGUUGCUUUCAAUCAACGUGUGGCUUAUGAUUGGAAACCUCCCCGUUGUAAGCAUUGCAGGGUUUUUGGGCAUCUUAUUGAUUCUUGUAAGUUUGUUAGCUGCAUUCCAAACCAGAAACAUUCGAAAACUAAGCAGGAAUGGCGGGUGAAGGAUGAUGCCGGAAAAGAAGGUGGUGGUGAUUUUGCCAGAACAGAGGCUGGACAGCCAGCCAGGCAGGCUGGAAUUGGAAUUUCAGAUUCGAAUUUGGUUUCCUUAAUUGCUCACAAUAAUAAAGGGAAGGGGGUUACCCAAUCUUUGGGCAAUGAUAACAGUUUUGGCAAGAUUAUUUCGAGAAAAUCUGAGUCAAUUGGUGGACAGAAUAUUAUCAAAGAAGUUUCCCAAUCCAACGCUUUUGCCUUGUUGGAAAAUCUGACGGAGGAGGUACAUUAUGAUCCGACUGAGAUGACGUUGGAUCCGGAUUCCUAUGCCAUCCUGUUAGGCAAUGAUUAUGGCCAAGAGGUAGAAGAUCCUUCCCCCCAGCCAUUAGCUAUCAUUCCUAAUUUGGGAAUGGAGGGAGAUAAUGGAGCGGAUUUGGCUAGAUAUGAGAAUAUUCAGAUCCCUAGUGCGUCUUUUUUAGAUAAUGGAGAAAGUGAUGGGGGUAUAGAUGAGCUGGCCGUGGCUAAUCCUUUGGAAUUGAAGAAUCCUAAUCUGUCUCCAUUGGGGAAGGAAUUUGGUGAACCGGCUACGAGAAAGGAAGACCCAGUUUUGGAAAGAAAUGAAAGUGGAGAAGAGCUACGGUCUUUGAAAGGAAAAGGGGCAAGCCUGACUCCUACUAAACCCUCAGUCAAUUUUGAAAGAUUAAAAAAGCAAGCUGCGGAGAUUCGGACAGGCCAAGGGCAGUCUGGGAAAGGAAGGUUUUUGGAGGAUGUGGGGACUUUUGCUAGUGCUAUUGUUUACCCUUGGGCUGUUUUGGGGGAUUUUAAUGUUAUCCGGAAUCAAAAUGAGAAAAUAGGUGGAGACCCUAUUCGGUUGGAGGCUAAGGAUGACUUGAACAAUUUUAUUGAUGACUCUGAGCUGAUUGACCUGAAGUGGAAAGGGGAAGCUAUGACCUGGAAUAAUAGACAAAGUGGUGUUACUCGAAUCUGCUGUAAGCUAGAUAGGGUGAUGGUGAAUCUGGCUUGGAUGGAUGUGUUCAGAUCUUCAGAAGCUACCUUCCACCCUCCUGGUCUCUCUAACCGUUCUCCAGUGGUGGUGGCUGUGUUAGAUGAGACUAACUUUGGCCCUAAACCUUUCAGGUUUUUUGAAGCUUGGAUUGGUAGAGAAGGGUUUGAUGAUUUGGUGCGGAAGGGCUGGGAGCAGCCUGUUAGCAUGUCCCUCAAUCCUAUUCUUCGGUUUGCUGCCCGGUUAAGGAAUGUUAAGAAGGAGUUGAGGAAGUGGAACAAAGAGUGCAUUGGAGAUGUUUUUCUUGCGGUAAAGGCUGCGGAGACUGAGCUGUACCAGACCCAAUGCAAUCUUGGUGAGCACCCUGAUGACCUGAAUUUGGUUCUUUUGGAGACACAAGCAAAGGUGAAGUUAUGGGAAGCCUUGCCUACUGAGGAAAAGUUUUUAAAGGAGAAGUCUAGGGUGAAGUAUAUUCAGCUGGGGGAUGGUAAUAAUAGUUUCUUCCACAAAUCUAUGAUUUGUAGGCAGCAUAGGAAACAUAUUCUGGAGAUUCAAGGGGAAGGAGGAAACAUUGUCAAGGACCCUAGCCAAAUCAAAGGAGAAGCUGUCUCUUUCUACAAGAAAUUGUUUGGGGCUGAUUCAGUUGAUAAUGGUUUUAUGCCCAGUUCGGUUCCCUUGCAGCAUGGUCUGUCUCUUGCUCAAUAG
Molecule: messenger RNA, 2751 nt
Organism: Telopea speciosissima
Lineage: Eukaryota; Viridiplantae; Streptophyta; Magnoliopsida; Proteales; Proteaceae
Exons: 4
Coding region: 1-2751 (916 amino acids)
Source: RefSeq, a predicted model, not a curated record